UUACAGUAAACAGACACACCCUGCAAUACUCAAUGGCUACUGCAACAGCCACUGACUUUUCAUCGAUUCCUGAUAAUAAAGGAUGCAGUGGGUACGACUAUGAGUUCAUUGAUGGUGAGCCUAGGGAUCAAUUAAAAUGCAGCAUUUGUCACCUUGUACUACGUGAUCCUCAUCAAGUUACCUGCUGCUCAAACAGAUUUUGUAAAAGCUGUCUAGACCAACUACAAGGUAAAAAUUGUCCUUUAUGUCGAGAGCCAAUCAAUGACAACUACUUCAGAGAUGGUGGCAUCAAUCGUGAGAUCAUAUCCCUUAAGGUUUACUGUACUAACAGUGAGGAGGGUUGUGAGUGGCAGGGAACUAUUAAUGAAACUGGUACAUCAAUUGAUACUCAUCUUAAUAGUUGUCCCUAUCAACUGGUACCUUGUACUAAUGGAUGUGGAGAGAAAAUUAAGAGAAGUUUACUGAAGACACAUCUGACGGAUAACUGUACUAAACGAAUGGUUAACUGUCAGUACUGCAACCGAAGAAGCACACACCAACUGAUAACAAGCAGAAAUCAUCUUCUUGAGUGUCCUGACCUCCCAAUCCAAUGCAGUAAUGAAGGUUGCAAUGAGAAGAUACCACGACAUUCACUAGCAUCACACAAUGAGGCCUGCCCUAAAGCUAUCAUACCGUGUGAAUACAAUACUGUUGGAUGUAAUAAGAAAAUGAAGCGAGAAGAACAAGAGAGCCACAAUAAAGAAUCAAUGGAAGUACAUCUACAAUUAACAGAUGGGAGGCUGCAGAUGACAAAAGAGAAACUGCAGGAGGCAACAGAGACAAUAAAAUCUCUGAAAACAACUUUAGAGCAGAAAAAUCAAUUAACAGCAUCAUUAGUAUUUAAGAUAAGCCAGUUUACUAACAAGAAAGAAGAAGAUGAAAAGUGGUAUAGUCCAGGAUUCUACACAUCACCAGGAGGAUAUAAAAUGUCAUUAAGUGUUUAUCCUAAUGAAGAUGGUGAUGAUGGUAAAACUACAUACAUCUCAUGCUAUAUUAGCCUCAUGGCAGGAGAAUAUGAUGAUAUAUUGGAGUGGCCAUUUCAAGGAGAAGUUACUAUAGAACUACUGAAUCAACUGGAGGAUAGGAAUCAUAAGAAGGGAGUCAUUCGUUUUGAUGAUUCAACACCAGAUGAUUGCAAGGAAAGAGUGGGAGAAGGUUUGAGUUCAAAUAGUUGGGGUAGGCCUAAGUUCAUAUCACACAAAGAAUUAGAUCAGCAUAAUUCAUUUAGUCAUUUUCAGUAUCUUAAAGAUGAUAGUCUGUAUUUAAGAGUCAGUGUAAAGGUGACAUCACGGGCCAAAAGUUGGCUUAACUGUAAGAACUAAUAUGUAAAUUUAAUAGAACUUGGCAGCUGACAUUUAAAUUAUUAGAACUUGCUAGAAAAUAGCUAUAUACACAUGUACAUUUGCUUUUUUAGAUUUAGAAUUAUAUAAUUGAUACGGAAAAAAUAACAACAAAUCA
Amphimedon queenslandica is the source of this 1497-nucleotide messenger RNA. Its product is annotated as TNF receptor-associated factor 5-like. The transcript has 2 exons. Bases 33 to 1361 code for a protein of 442 amino acids. The record is from RefSeq and is a predicted model, not a curated record. Gene Ontology annotation, cellular component: plasma membrane signaling receptor complex. Gene Ontology annotation, biological process: regulation of apoptotic process; signal transduction; regulation of canonical NF-kappaB signal transduction. NCBI's taxonomy places the organism in Eukaryota, Metazoa, Porifera, Demospongiae, Haplosclerida, Niphatidae. Gene Ontology annotation, molecular function: protein binding; zinc ion binding.